GGUUACGCAUUUAUAUUUGGUCUGAUGGGUCGCUCUAGUAUUGCAAUGUUGAGAUAUUUCAUUUUAUUUUGUAUUGUUUCAUGGGGUGAUUGCGGUUUCUUUGAUUUGACAGAAGUUGAUGAUCCCCUGGCACUUUUCUGGAACACAAAACAGUCAUUCAAAACCGGGGGUAUUUGUUCAGUGGUGAAUAAGGAUGGAGAAAAAAUGGAGGGCAAAUGUAUACAUGCAACAAAGUGCGUGUUGACUGGAGGAACCGCUAAUGGAAUUUGUGGUUUAGGAGGCACUUGCUGCAUCUAUGAAAGAGGAUGCAACAAAGAAACAAAUGAGAAAGUGUCAUAUUUCAGUGGAAGCUAUGAAGAAAUUAAGAACAUUAUUCAGUCUAAUAUGUGCACGUUUAAGGUCAAUCUUUUACCUAAUUCGUGUCAAGUUAGGUUGGACUUCAUACAUUUUGUGUUGAACCCACCUACUUGGAAUUCGAAAUCCGUCUACAAAUGCACCAUUGAUUCAUUGACCGUUUCACCAAAUUAUUACAAUAUACCAAUACUUUGUGGUAAUAAUAACAAGCAACAUGCUUAUAUCCAUCUGAACAGAUCGAUUGAUAACGCUGUCAGACUAAGUAUCUCCUUGACUUACACAGGCAAUUUCAAUGAGCAACGCAAGAUCACCAAUCCUUCGUGGAAUAUCAAAGUUACACAAUUGGAGUGUGAUGCAAAAAUGGAUAUAUUUCACCAUAACGAAGAAUUCCCAAGGAAGGACUUACUGAUGCAAGCACCCCUUGGAGCUAUCCAAUAUUUCACACACAUGUCUGGUAACUUCAGAUCCUUCGGACUCGACGAGAAUAUCUCUUCUGAUAAAUCAAUAGAUUAUUCGAAGAAUUCCAAUGUAUAUAUCAACAGUUUGGCUUACGCUAUUGCAUUCAAGAGAUAUCCGAGUGUUUGUGGAGUGAGAUUCACCCCUCUUUAUAUGACUCUCAAGGAAGAUGCAGGGACAUCAAAAACUUGUGAAACCGAUUAUAUUUUCGCCCCAGAAGCAACUGAUAAUUCCAAAUGGUGCAAUGCCGAAGAAGUAUCAAUUUUUCCACCUGGACCUCUUCACAUUUAUUUCAUAUCGGCUGCUACUUAUAAAACUCAACACACAAAAACCUGGGGUUUCAAUAUUGACUAUCAUCUCGAGACUUGUUCGACCCGAAUAGCCAAGAAUUAUUGAAAUGUAACUAAAAUUAAUGAUUUAUAUGCAUGAAAAAACAUACCUCAUGUUAAUAAAAAUAUUUCCAUUGUCA
This is a messenger RNA of Harmonia axyridis, 1279 nucleotides long. RefSeq lists its product as uncharacterized. Lineage: Eukaryota; Metazoa; Arthropoda; Insecta; Coleoptera; Coccinellidae. The transcript is spliced from 8 exons. The record is from RefSeq and is a predicted model, not a curated record. Bases 25 to 1206 code for a protein of 393 amino acids.